Molecule: messenger RNA, 879 nt
Organism: Miscanthus lutarioriparius
Lineage: Eukaryota; Viridiplantae; Streptophyta; Magnoliopsida; Poales; Poaceae
Source: the annotation of a GenBank genome assembly
AUGGACCUCUACGCUAAGCUCGAGGUCUACCCCCGCAACGAUAAGAAGUUUACCGACGCCAACGAGGCCCUCGCCAGCGCGAUCUCCCUCAUCCUCUCCGCCCACCCGGGCCCCGUCCGCCGCUUCUGCGUCCCGCCGCACAUUCUCCAGGACCGUCCCGCCACCGUGGACGCCUGGCUCAGCUCCCUGGCACUUGUCAACCUCCAGGAGCUUGAUUUCUGGGAUGGGAAAGAUAUGAUAUAUAGGUAUAUGCAACCCUCUCCGUUGGCACCGCCACCUGCCUCUACUUUCAGGUUCUCGGCUACCCUGCUAGUUGCUACCUUCGGCAAAUGCGAGGUCCUGGAUAGCUCAGUGGAAGGGAUUCACUUUCCCCACCUCAAGCAGCUCGGCCUUGAAGAUGUCAGCAUCUCCGAGGGCUCACUGCAUACCAUCAUUUCCAGCUGCCCUGUCCUGGAGUGCCUGCUGCUUAAAGACAUCUUUGGGGUUGGCUGCCUCCGGAUUAGUUCCAGUAGCCUCAGAAGCAUCGGUGUGGGUGUUGAUCAUCCUAGGGAGAAUCUCCAGUUCUUACAGGAAGUCAUAAUUGUCGAUGCCCCUUGUCUUGAAAGAUUUCUCUAUCUUGGCAUGCCAAUCAAUUUAACUGUAAUCUCGGCACCUAAACUGGAGACCUUAGGCUGUCUUAUUGAUGAAUGGUUUCAUCCUCCCAGGCUUGUGUUUGGCACCGCAUCGAUUCAGGGAUUUAAAGUUGUAAGCUUGACAACGGCAUUGAGCAAUGUCAAGACUCUAGCCAUCGCAUCAGAUUUUAUUGAUCUUGAUACGGUCAUUGAGUUGAUGAAAUGCUUUCCAUGUCUGGAGAAGUUAUACAUAAAGGGAUUUCAUUAA